AUGGCAUUUAUUCCAAGAUAUUAUGCUGAACAUACUGGUUACUUAAAUAUUAAAAGUGAUAAUACAAUAAUAGAACGUGUUAUAAUUCCUAUGACUUGUUUUUGUGAUAUAAAAUUACAUCAAAUUUCACAUCAUAUUGAAGGAAAUUCUAGUUAUGAGGGUUACGGAAGGUUUGCAAUAAUAUUAAAGAAAUCUUGGGGAAUUGAAAAAGGUAUUCAACCAGUCCAAUAUGUAACUCCUAAUUCUUUACUUCAGAAACAAUUUACUAAGUCUUUUAAUUUAUAUUCUCAGGCACUAGAUACUGAAGAAACUACAAAAUUAUGGGAUGAUAUAGCCGAUAUUUUAUUAGAACAGCUCAGAUUUAUGAAACCAUUAUAUGGAGAAAUGCCCAGAAAUGGUCAAAUUAUAAAAAAUAAAAAUUUUACAGAUGAAAAAGAAUGGCGCUUUGUUCCGAAAAUUAAGAAUAAUAUAGCACCUGAAAUACUCUUUGAUCCAAUAGCUGGCUUAGAAACUUCUGAAAAAGGGAUUGGUACACAUAAUGAAGCAAUUGCUCUUAUUAAAAAAGCUCGACUUCUUUUUGAAGUUUCAGAUAUCAAAUAUUUGUUAGUUGAAUCGGAAGAAGAUGCACAAGAAUUAUCAACCUUUAUUGAAAAGCUUAGAGGAAAUCGUUUAAAUAGACAAGAUAAAAUCACAUUAAUUAGAAAAAUUAUAGUUUAUGAUGAUAUGAAAGGAGACCUUUGA
Colletes gigas is the source of this 741-nucleotide messenger RNA. Its product is annotated as abortive phage resistance protein AbiGi-like. The transcript has a single exon. The record is from RefSeq and is a predicted model, not a curated record. Lineage: Eukaryota; Metazoa; Arthropoda; Insecta; Hymenoptera; Colletidae. The coding region runs from base 1 to 741 and encodes 246 amino acids.